Messenger RNA from Paralichthys olivaceus (Japanese flounder), 683 nucleotides. It is a transcript of the gene ddt, whose product is annotated as D-dopachrome tautomerase. Lineage: Eukaryota; Metazoa; Chordata; Actinopteri; Pleuronectiformes; Paralichthyidae. Gene Ontology annotation, molecular function: phenylpyruvate tautomerase activity. The record is from RefSeq and is a predicted model, not a curated record.
CUAUCCGUCAUUGUAUAUGAAUCAUCGGUUUUUCUGGUCUGCAGACCUCGUCCUCACACUGAGCCGGGAGCGUUGAGAAAUAUCUACCAGUAUUAAAGAUGCCUUUUGUCGAGCUCCAGACUAACCUGCCGGUCAGCUCCUUCCCCGAGGACUUCACGAUGAAGUUGUGCAGCAGCACCGCAGCAGCUCUGGGAAAACCUCUGGACAGGAUGAAUGUGGUGGUGAAUCCUGGGCUACCAAUGCUGAUGGCAGGCUCUUGCUCUCCAUGCCUGAUCCUGUCAGUGUCUGCCAUCGGUGUGACUGACUCCGCUGAGAAGAACAAGGAGCACAGUGCCAAGAUCUUUGAGUUCCUGACCAAAGAACUUGGUCUGACUGAAGACAGGAUUGUUAUUCAGUUCCACGCACUGCAGCCUCACCAGGUCGGGAAGAAGGGAACUGUGAUGAGCUUCUUGUGAAGGAUGUUGUUGUUUCUGACACAGGUCACAAUCUCAGUCCUAACAGAAGACGAAGUAGACAAAGAAAAAUUUGUUUUUAUCUCACACUUGAGUAAAGAUUGUCACUUUAAAGGCACUUACUGUAUUUUCUUUUCAUAUCCAUUGUGUGCCCUGAUCAUCUGUUCAGAGGUUUGAAACUGAAAAUAUAUUUUCAUUAAAAACAUGGAGUUUAACUGGACUCUGGACUCA